Messenger RNA from Daktulosphaira vitifoliae (grape phylloxera), 483 nucleotides. Its product is annotated as KRAB-A domain-containing protein 2-like. Gene Ontology annotation, biological process: DNA integration. The record is from RefSeq and is a predicted model, not a curated record. The coding region runs from base 1 to 483 and encodes 160 amino acids. NCBI's taxonomy places the organism in Eukaryota, Metazoa, Arthropoda, Insecta, Hemiptera, Phylloxeridae. Gene Ontology annotation, molecular function: nucleic acid binding. The transcript has a single exon.
AUGAAUGCUGAAGUUAAAAAAAAGUAUAAAAAUAUAACACAAGAAGCAGUGUCUAUUUACUUAAAGUUUUGUGAAUCGUGUCAAUCUAAACAAAAAUCUAAAAACAAGGGUCUAGUGAUUAAACCAAUGGUGUUUUCGGAAAUGAAUAGUAGGUGCCAAGUGGACCUGAUUGAUAUGCAGUCGCAGGGGGAUGGAGAGUUCCGGUUUAUUAUGGUAUAUCAGGAUCACCUUACUAAAUUCGUUCAACUAAGACCCUUAAAAACAAAGAGAGCAGAAGAAGUUGCAAAACACCUUAUCGACAUAUUUUGUAUUUUUGGAGCUCCGAUGAUAUUACAAUCUGACAACGGCCGCGAGUUUGCAAAUAAAAUAAUAGAAGACUUAAAAGAAAUGUGGGACACACUGAAAAUUGUUCACGGAAAGCCACGCCACAGUCAGUCACAAGGAAGUGUCGAGAGAGCAAAUCAAUACACUUCAUCACUAUAA